Messenger RNA from Hemiscyllium ocellatum (epaulette shark), 2196 nucleotides. RefSeq names its product D-beta-hydroxybutyrate dehydrogenase, mitochondrial-like. The transcript is spliced from 5 exons. The record is from RefSeq and is a predicted model, not a curated record. Bases 137 to 1225 code for a protein of 362 amino acids. NCBI's taxonomy places the organism in Eukaryota, Metazoa, Chordata, Chondrichthyes, Orectolobiformes, Hemiscylliidae.
AUCUCAUUCUUCGUCCGGACUGAGUGGUUUGUACAGCGGAGUGGGAGGGGGAAUGAAUCCUAAGCUGCAGUAGGGACUCGGAGGACAGAGCAGUUACGGUGUUGUGGAGCGGAGCCCAGCCCAGGGCGGCGGUGAGAUGCCCAAGACCUCCUAUGUGCAGAUGGCCUUCAUGGUCCUGUUUUCAUUCCUGUUGACCCUGGGCUUGGGCUUGUGGCUCCCCGAGGUUCUCAGUGCUUUUGUCCAACUGUUUGGUUUGAAGGAGGAUAUGGUGACUCACAGUAUCGUGCUGAUGUACCUGGUUUUUGUGUUGUACUUGGCUGUGCCCUCUCUCCCGCGGGGCUCGGUGAAGAUUAAGGACAAAGCCGUCUUGAUCACAGGAUGUGAUAAAGGAAUUGGGUUUGCUCUGGCCAAGCAUCUACAUAGCAAAGGCUUUACCGUCUUUGCCUGUUGCCUCUUAAAGGAUAAGAAUGGAGAAGGUGCUCAAACACUUGAGAAGAUGAAAUGUGAACGUAUGAAAGUUCUUCAAAUGAACGUAUGCACAGAUGAGGAGGUGCGACAGGCCGUGGAUUUUGUAAAGAGCCAGUUGAAGGAACCUGAGAAGGGUCUCUGGGGUGUGGUAAACAAUGCUGGCAUCUCAACCUUUGGAGAAGUGGAAUUCACAAGUUUAGCACGUUACAAGGAUAUUGCAGAUGUUAACUUGUGGGGAAUGAUCCGAGUAACUAAAGCCUUCCUCCCCCUAAUCCGGAGAGCAAGAGGUCGUGUUGUGAACAUUGCCAGCAUGUUCGGACGCAUGAGCAUAGCGAGUCACUCUGCAUACUGUAUUUCGAAUUAUGGAGUGGAAGCGUUUUCCGAUUGUCUACGCUAUGAACAACGGCGUUGGGGUGUUAAAGUCAGCAUUAUUGAGCUGGGAAACUAUAUAGCUGCCACAGGUUUCCUUACUCGUGAUCAUGUUGAAAACAUCGCUGAAAAAAUGUGGAAUGAAACUGCUGAAAUUGUACAGGAGGAUUACGGGAGGCCUUAUUUUGACCGACAGACAUUGAUAAUGAAAUCUUUCUGCAGCAACAGUACAAAAGACAUGUCUCUUAUUAUUGAUGCCAUCACUGAUGCACUAACCUCCAGAUAUCCAUACAGCCGCUAUGAACCAAUGAAUGCCUAUUGGUGGCUUAGAUUGCACAUUUCAGCUCACUUACCUACUCCUAUAGCUGAUUGGUUGUAUAGACAUUAAACACCUUGCCAGUGCAUUGCUAGAAUGAUCUGCUUCCACACCUUAUGCCAAUUUCCUCAUGCUUCCUACUCCUUUCUUCAUUACCAGUGCCAACUAAGAACUACUCUAACCCAAGGACACUUAAUGAAAUUGCACAAAAUUAAUCAAAGUUCUAUUUUAUAGCUUUUAUAUAUAUUUACUCUAACAUAAUUAUUGUUCCCUUGAACACAUUGUGUUUGUCACAGGGUAACAGGUAUUCAAAAAAUGCUGUAAUACUGUUUAUUUUUCAAUGUACUUAUGUGUAAUUCCAUUCAACUGUGGAAAUAUUGUGUGUUGUUCUUCAGUAUUUUUGUGUGUGAGGUACAAUUUGUUAAAUAAAAACAUUCUUAUGAUUACACACAGAAUGUAUAUUUCUUUUGGUCCUUAUCAUUUUCCUCUUUCUGUUUGUCAUAGGCACCCAAAAUACGAAUUUGAUGCAGAAAAUGAUGAUGGAGACAGUGUAGUUAUUGUAACAAGAUCAGCCAUUUCAAUCUCAUAUAAGGCCCCUGAUUGAGGCUGUUAAUCUGGUCCAAUCAGGGAGCCCUGGCUGACAGUUAACUAGGAGAGCCACCAAGGGUGGUCUAAUCAGUCUGUGGUUGUGGACUGGUGCCAGGUGUCUUUUAUUUAGUUAUAUUGGGUCUGUGUUCUAUGCAUUGUUCCUUAUUUGAUUGCACUGUCUUGUCUGUGUUUGUUAUUGUUACCUUUGACUGAAAGCGGGACUUGAGGUUUGUCCUCAUUUUCCUGAAAACUGGUUGAACGGUGGGGUUUAGGGUUUGAUUUUUCUGCCCCUUCCCCUGUAUGUAGUGUUUUUUUUUGUGAACUGCUGCUUUCUGUUUAUUGUCAACUGUAUUUUGUAUUGUUUAAUAAAAAAAAAGAAGUGCCAAACACCCUGUCUACUCUGAGAGCUGGCUUUGAGGGAACUGGAUCAGUGUCAAGGACUGUCCAUAAGUAAA